AUGCCGUGGGGUUGCCUCUGUUCAAAGGAGAAAAAACGACCUCAAAUCAGCAGUCCCAUACUCAGUCCCGAGGAUAGUCAGAAGCUUCAGUUGCUUCCCGCCGCUAGACGCCCAUUGCUAACGGCCGCGGAAAAACUCGAAGAGCGUUUGCUCGGUCCGAAUCCGACGGAAUUCGAUAACGAGAGCAGCGAGGAAACCCUCCAGCCGAACGAUGCUGGCCGCGACCGGCUGCAGCAGCAGCUGCUACAGAAGUCGAAGCUCAAAUCUUCCAACCUCAAAAGCACCACGUACACCCGGAACACUGAGAACGAUAAGCUAACGCGGCACCUGAACACGGUCAAGUUUAAUUUCGAUGAACCGCAACAGCUUCAACAUCCUGUGGCGGCGACGCCGGCGACGACGACGCCGGCACAGCUUCCGGCUCGCAACGAACCUCCGCCGAAGCCGGAUCGUACCUGCUCCAGGGUAACCUCGGUCGCACCGCGGGUUAUCGUGGAACCACCCGCGGGAGCUACGGUUUCAUUGCCACCACCGGUUGCCACUAGCACUCCCAAGACUGCAGACGAACCGGACCUUAACGGCAAUGGGAACUACGACGAGGUACCACAGUCGAUCACGGUUAGCAGCAGCGCCGAAAAGGACCAACCCGAUGCGGCCCCACGCGAAACGCAGGUCGACGAGAACCGGAACGAAAUCGUGCAGGCGAGCAGCGAAAGCAUUCCGUUCAUCGACGACGAUCCGUCGCAGAUACUGAAGCAACUGAAUGCGGAUCCGCAGCGAGGCCAGAACUUCCAUGACGCACGCAUCAUCACGCUUACACCAAAGAACGUCGGCUCGGAAGUGACGCGAGCGGCCAGCGAACAGACGCACCGGGACAAGGUCCGGCUGCUGGCGGACACGAAAAAGUUCACCCGGUUCCUGGUGGAACCGCGCGUCGAAACCGUGCGCUACACGCACAUCUUCCAGAUCCUGCAGCCAUCGUACGAUCGGCUCUGCCAACAGUGUCACCACGCGCUCCACCUGGACAUCGGGUUGCGGUGCGUCGUUUGUGACUUUACGUGUCACCAGCAGUGCGUGAGGCUCGAAAAGAAAAAUAAUGCACAGGAUGAGCAACAAGCGGUCAACAAUUACAACUCGCUGCCCUUGCAAGCGAUCAACACUCAGCCGCAACAUCAGCAGCAGCAACAGCAUCUGCAACAGUCCCGGCCGGCCACGAACUUGAAUCAUGUAAAUAACAACCAUUAUCAUAAUUAUUCGCUCCAAUCGCACUACCACCGGCAGCAGCAGCAGCAACAACAGCAGCUACAACCAUACCGGUCACACCUUUCCCUUCCGGCCCCGACGACACGGCCCGCUGAGCCUGCGUCCCUGCGGCUGAACUACGUGACGGAGCGCAUUCUAGCGUCGACGCUACCGGCUCGGCGGCAACAGAAUGGCGCAGCAUCGCAGCAUCCCUACGCCACCUCGGCCCCCAACGGAUUGGCCGCCGUCGACGAGCACGAGCGCGAACUCAUCAGCAUGCUGGAACAGAAGCACCAGCAGAACUACCGGUUGUUUGAUCUGGAGUCGUGCCUCGGUAACAUCACGCUGGAGAAGCUGUGUGAGCUCUGCAAACAGAUUGAUUCCUGUCUCGGCAGUGGCAAGGAGAAAAUCGUCGUUCUUCAGGACAGAGAGGACAAACAUCGGCUUGGGGCGGCGAUUGCCGCGUACCUACAGUAUCAGAAGAUCUGCGGUUCAAAAAUUCCGCACUCUGGCGGCCAGUCGAUGAGCUCACUCUCGCCGGGAGGCAGCUCGGACAGUGGCCGUAAAACGCCAACCUGGCUGGAUUUGGACAUUUACUCGACGCAGAAAUUUCUGGAAACCGUCGCCGGCCCACUGCGCAUUCCUUCGCACAAAAGAUACAUUCAGUACUUCUCGGGCCUGCUGUCGGGAAUGAUCAAGAUGAACUCAUCGUCGCUGUUCCUGAAGGCGAUCCGGGUCGAGUCUCCGCCGUGCCUGCACUACCGUGCCAUAACCGUUAACAGCGAGUGGCGCAGCUUCAUCAAGAUCUUCGAGGGCGUCCGGUGUCUGUUCACCUCCGACAUCUACGUCAUCCCGAUCACGACGCGCCACUUUAUCUACGAGAUUAAGCACCCGCUGCGGUUGCGGGGCGACAUUCUGGUGCGCUGCUACCAGAUCAUACCAAACAACAACAAGCCGAACUACGAGAAGGAGCUGAUCGCAUCCGUGCAAUUUCACACAUGUGCCAUAACCGAAAAGGAAGUACAAUUCAUGAAGAGGGACUUGGACCUAGCCUGCGAAGAUGAGCGUUUUUCCGGGGAGCACAAGCUGACGCUCUGCUUCGACACCGUACCGAACGAACGGCCGAUGAUCCUCGUUUUCCAGGAUCCGCUCGUGCGAAUAGAGCCGAUAGCGGAGAACGGCGAUCACUUGGAAACGAUCAACGAAGAUGACUCCAACCAUACGCAGGGUCCCCUGGACGGAUCUCUGUACGCGACGAUUCUGAAGAGCCCCAAAUCUCCGACGGCACCUCCACAUCUCAUCUCGCCACCGGCCGAGUUCAGCAACGGCAGCAACGGCAGCAACGGCAAACUACCGCCACCACCGGUGCCGGAGCGGUCCAAAACGCCCAACUCGAUCUAUCUCGCCCAAAACGGGGUCGGGUCGGGCCGCAGCACUCCGGUCCCGUUCGGCACUCCCGUCGUGGGCCCACGGGCUCCGUCGUCCGCCUCGGACACCGGCCAGGCCAGCCAGCUCCCGACCCGCCGAAGUCCGGCCGUGGCCACCAGCUAUGCCGGGCCGGGUGGCAAGGCGAAACCGGCAACCGGUGGUCAGGUCGAUGGCCGGGAAUCGGUCCGCAGUCCACUGACGGUUUCGAUGGACUCUGGCAUCUCGAGCAGUGGCCCAGUUACCAGCAACCGUCGCGGGCUGCAGGGCUGCAGCGUCUCGCCGUCCAGCUUUCCGCCGAGCCCACAGGCGAGCCCACAAGAUGAUCGUCACCGCGAGCUGGAUGAUCUGCUGUCCGAUAUGAUGCUCACCGUGCAGGGGAUUCCGGAUGUCGGAAGGAAAGCGGAGCAAGCGCAGAAUCCAAACGAUCACUUCGUGAACACGACCACGGACACGAUCAAGCGAUCGGCCUCGCAGGCCACUCAGCUGCGGCCACUCACGCCGCACCUCGACGAUCGGUCGCGGACGCCACUCACGGUGGUGAGUGACUUCGGCACGGGCGGGUCGCCCGGCGCAGCGGCCGCGAACGAGCGCGAGCUGCUGAUGUACGAGACGUCGAGCACGACGACGACACUCACGCCGCCGCCGAGUGAGUGCGGCCGCGAAACGCCCCUGCUCGGCGCCGGCGGCGGCGGCGGCGGCUACGGAGCGUCGGCGGCGGCGGUGCGCGAGCUCCAAAAUAUAAAUAACAAUAAUCUGACGCCGGCCGAGCGCGAGCUCAUCAUGAACAUGCAGCACCAUCGCCAGCGGCAGCAGCAGCAGCAGCAACAUCAAUCGCUCGUGUACCCUCGGCCAGCGCGGUCCACCACGGGAGCUUCGGAACGGUUCACCUCGGACGACGACGACGACCUGUUCGGCGGUGGCGGCGGCCAGAUUCCGUACCACGCGCGCGAGGACUCGCGGCCGUUCACGUACGGCAACAUCCCGGCCAGCGGGGUGCCGCAGAAUCCGCCCGCCUCGACGAUGAUCAAGAUGCAGUCGGGCCUGUCGAGCCCGUCGAUGGUGCGGAAGGCGCUCGGGACGCCAACCGCGGCCCGCAAGCCGCUGCCCCGCAACGACUUCGAGGAGAUGUUGCGCGAGCGGCGCGAGAAGGUGCUGAGUGAAAAGUACACGAUCGGUGAUCAGUCGCGCGAAGGACCCAGUGCCAGUGACAGCCUCAACAACAACAACAACAAUGCUAGUGGUGGUGGUGGUGACAAUCGCUGGACCUACCAGCACACGGUGAAGACGGUGACGCAAACGCAGAACGGGGCCAACGGCUAUCAGCUGCACGAGCCCCUCAAGCGCUCCAACACCAUGGACGGCAGCUUCGGCCGCCAGUUCUCCAACGAAGGAAUUUCGGGACAAUCCUGGUUACAGCUGCAGCAGCAGAAAUUGCGCGCCCGUCGGGAACAGCAGCGAAGGGAACACUCAAACGGCGUAAGCUACAACUAUGGCAGCCCGGCAUUCCCUACCGGCGAGAGCGUCUACAACACCACCCAUCGGCGUAGCCAAACACUGUCGCCGGUCCGGAACGAGCGGACCUACCACACGAUGACCACCGGCAGGACUCACUCGUCCGAGCGUCCGUUCGUGGCCGUUCAGCGGGCGCACGACCACGCCAAGCUGCAGACCAUUGGGUCUGCACCGCUCUCCAUCUUGAAUGCCUCACCGCACGGUCACAUUGCACAAGCACAAAUCCCAUCGCCGUCGCCCUCAUCAAUCCACUCGGCGGCGUCGCCCGUACCGACGACCUCACACUCGGCCAGCAGUCCCAUCAACGGUCAGCCCCAGUCACCGCACAGCUAUCGUCAGCUCUACAGCCAGCAACAGCAACAGCAGCAGCAACAGCAACAGCAACACUUCAACAGCAACAACACCCUCAACGGCAGCAGCGGACUGUUGUCCCUUGCCGCCGAGGAUCACUCGACUCCGAAACACGGACAGGUUCGAUUGGAGUCCGAACAGAUAAUCUUCAGUAACAUAAACAGUCUGAAUAAUCUUGAUAACUGCGAAACGCUCAAUAACCUGCUAAACGAAAUAACCAACAGUGCGGCGGCCGUGGCGGCUGUGGCCGCGUCCCCGGAGCAACCACCGGCCGGCGAUGCGGUGUCCGUGGUGGCGCUAGCAUGCCUUAGCCAUAACACCACCACCUCCAGUGUAACUACCAGCUCGUCCUCGUCUUCCUCCAUGUCCACUAGCAAUAGUAGCGCAAGUCUCAUUAAUCACCACCACCCUCAUCAGCUAAUCGAUUCGUACCACCACCACCAUCACCGCGACACUCACCAGCCAAACUGCGUCCGGAACGGACGAUCCCUGCCACCGGCGGCACCGGAACCGAUGGAACUAUCCUCGCCGGACGGAAGCUUCGACGAGAAACGGUCCUCGGUCGAGCGAACGAACGGUCACCAGCACCUGAACGGCACCCCAACGGCGAAAGAGCUUGGCCGUGGUCAGUUGGCACUGGACAAGCUGCUAGCCUCGCUAGCGCUCGAGAGUGACGUCACGGAGGAGCAUUUGGCGAAGAUCGAGGGUCGCUCCGAGCGAACCCAGGACGAAGCCGCUCAUCGCUGCGAACUAUCGGACGUACUGGCCAGUCUCGUGGAGUACGACAUGACGGAGAACCCGCGAUCCCAGCUGAGCCACGCGGCGUACUAUGGCCCAAAGUGUGGAUCGGAACAGCACGGGACGGCAGCAGGUCUCCACCAUCAGCAACACCACCAUCCAGUCCAUCAUCCGCUACUAAUGAACAAUCAUGUGCGACGCAUUGCUUCCGAAACCGACAGUACCAUCUCAUCCAUUUCGCCUAGCUUAUCCGAACGCAGCAAUGCGAUCUCUUGGUGCGAUCAGGCACGGGAGGAAUCGUUCUCGUCGUACCGCUCGGAGACGGAACCGGACAACUCACCGAUCGGUGGUUCGCCACGCCCGGAAACGCCCGCCUUCCCGGUGACGCCACGCACACCGUACGGGCUGAGCAACGGCACCUCUAGUCCAGCGCUUCCACCCAAGAGUCCGACAUCACAACGGAAAAAUGUGAUUCUAAAACAGUUCGAAAGACUUGCGCAUGCCCGCAAGGCUCUGUUUCAGUGCGUUGCGCCGGUCCUAGAGAAACGGACGCAGGGCGGCUGUAAAUUCUAUUACGACAAGGACCUGUUCAGUGGCAACCAGCGAACGCACGAGAUCGUCAACCAGAACGAAACCCUGUCCUGUUACACGUCGCGCCGCAACUCCACCACCUCGAACGCGAACAGCGAACCGCAGGAGGUGGCCCCGCAGUUCGUGAAGUUUGCCCGCGACUCGUCCAAGUACUGGUACAAGCCGAGCAUCAGCCGCGAGGAAGCGAUCGCCCUGCUCCGGAAUGCCGCGCCCGGCACGUUCGUGGUGCGCGACUCGACGACCUUCGCCAACGCGUACGGGCUCGUCGUGAAGGUGGCCCACCCGCCGCCCGGCGUCCAGUACUCGGGCCCGAACGGCGAGGAGCUCGUCCGGCACUUCCUCGUGGAGCCCACGAUCCGUGGGGUGCGCCUGAAAGGGUGCGCCAACGAGCCCGUCUUCACGUCGCUGUCGGCGCUCGUCUACCAGCACUCGAUCACUCCGUUGGCGCUUCCCUGUCGCCUCAUCAUCCCCGAUACGGACCUACAGCAACUGGAGCUUCAGACACCGGCCCAGCAGCAGCUACUGCAGCAAGGGGCGGCCUGUAACAUACUGUACUUGUUCACUUGCGACACGGAAUCACUCACAGGACCACAAGCUAUCAGGAAGGCGGUCGGUUCGCUGCUUGCGCUACGGCCACUGCCCAAACCGACGCAGGUGCACUUCAAGGUAUCGCUGCAGGGAAUCACACUGACCGACAACACGCGGCAGCUAUUCUUCAGGAGACAUUACCCGUCGAACAAUGUGUCCUUCUGUGCCCUCGACCCGGACGACCACCGGUGGAGCAUCCAGUCGACGACGGGCGAUAUUCCGGCGACCAAGCGCAUCUUUGCCUUUGUCGCGAAACGAUCGCCAUCGUCGGCGGACAAUCAGUGCCACGUGUUCUGCGAGCUGGAACCGGCGCAACCGGCCACCGCCAUCGUGUCGUUCGCCAACAAGGUGGUGCUCGGGGGAACGGCCCAGCAGCCAGCAGUUACCAGGGCGAUCUAAGGCGUCUCUUUUAUGCUCCUUCACGCAUGCUCCCUUCCGUUUAAUCAUUAACCCUGGGGCGGGCCGAGGGGCUGCUGUUGGGCGUUCAUUGUCAGCAAUAAAGUGCAGAUGCAGCACCAACAUAGCACACAGAGAACCACGGCGUCGUGCAGACUCACAAAUAAAAAUAAAACCUGAAAAAAAUGCAUAACACGAACAUAACAAACGCGAUCGCGCGCACUAGAGAAAGAGAGAUAUUCACACCGUAUUUAAUUCAGAAACGUUGUUCGUUUUAACACUCAAAGUGCAUGAUUGAACACUGACAUCAACAAACACUUAAAAAGAAGCAGCAGCGAAGGGGCCGCGCAAAGGACCCACCACCCCCUCGGGGGUCCUGUGGCUCUCCGUUUGCGCAACUCUACCAUUAAUCGUGUUGUAAUCGUGUAAAAUUAUUAUUUAGCGUUAACUUCUAGACAACGUAACACUAGUUUUCUUCGUGUCCGAUGCAUGCGGCAGACAUGCGAAAGUCAGUCUUUUAUUAUAUUUCUUUUUGCGUUCGUUCCCGUUCCCGUCAGAGAUAUCAGAGCAGUGUGUGGUUGCCCCAGAAUCUUGUGCAAAGCUAUC
This is a messenger RNA of Anopheles bellator, 7452 nucleotides long. RefSeq names its product tensin-1 (gene by). The coding region runs from base 1 to 6849 and encodes 2282 amino acids. The transcript has 22 exons. Gene Ontology annotation, molecular function: protein binding. NCBI's taxonomy places the organism in Eukaryota, Metazoa, Arthropoda, Insecta, Diptera, Culicidae. The record is from RefSeq and is a predicted model, not a curated record.